AAGCGCGCCAUGUGGUACAAACAAGUGUUUCGAGCAGCCGUGCUGGCUGUCCUGGCCUUCCAUGCUGCUGCACUUACCAUCGCUGGCAAGCCCAAUUUGAUGAUCAAGCCGGACAAGAGGAAUACGCCGUUGCAAGAUGUGGUAACCUGGGAUGAGCGCUCCCUGUUCGUCCAUGGCGAGCGGGUGUUGUUCUACAGUGGAGAAUUCCAUCCUUUUCGAUUGCCCGUCCCGUGUCUAUGGCUAGAUGUACUUCAGAAGAUCAGAGCUCUGGGCUACAAUGGAGUGAGCGUGUACUGGGACUGGGCAUUGUUGGAAGGAAAGCAGGGUGACUUCUCGGCAGAAGGCGUCUUCGCCUUGGAGCCGUUCUUUGAUGCUGCGAAGAAAGCGGGCAUAUACGUGCUAGCUCGCCCUGGGCCAUACAUCAACGCUGAAGUUUCGGGUGGAGGCUUUCCCGGCUGGCUGCAGAGAAAUCCCGGCUUGCUGAGGACCAGAGACCCGCGUUAUCUGGAGGCAACUGACAACUACGUCCAAAGCAUGUCCAAGAUCAUCGCAAAGGCUCAAAUCACGAAUGGCGGUCCAGUCAUUCUAUUGCAACCUGAGAAUGAGUACUCUCAUGGAGCACCAGAUGCGCCAGAUUUUCCUGACUCUGUGUACUGGCAGUACGUUGAGGAUCAGUAUCGUAACAACGGAAUUGUGGUGCCGAUGAUCUCGAACGACGCCCACGCGUACGGCUAUUUCGCCCCCGGCCCGCCAGCACUGUACAAUGCGACCAUCGACAUCUACGGCCACGAUGGCUACCCAUUAGGAUUUGACUGCGCAAACCCAUACACUUGGCCGGACAAUAAGCUCCCACUCGACUAUCACAAAGUGCAUCUCAAUCAAAGUAUCAGCACUCCAUUCUCCGUCGUCGAGUUCCAAGGAGGCUCCUUCGAUCCUUGGGGCGGACCGGGCUUUGGGAAGUGCACAGAUCUGCUUGGACCCGAAUUCCAAAGGGUGUUUUACAAGAAUGUGUACAGCUUUGGAGCGACCAUCUUCAACAUAUACAUGAUCUACGGAGGUACCAACUGGGGCAACCUCGGUCAUCCCGGAGGCUAUACCAGCUAUGAUUAUGGUGCAGCCAUCACCGAAGAGCGCACAGUUGAGCGGGAAAAGUACAGUCAAGCCAAACUGCUGGCCCAUUUCCUCCAGGCAUCUCCAGCUUACUUGGAAGCAUUUGCGCAAGAUAACACGUAUGCCAAUGGUUCUUUGACUGGGAAUAGCGCAAUCGCUACCACGACCCUCCUUACCAACAGCACCAAGUUCUUUGUCGUUCGGCAUGCGGCAUACAACUCUUUGGACACGACCGAGUAUAGCAUUACACUACCAACAAGCAAAGGUAACAUUACCAUACCACAGCUGGGAGGAAAGCUGUCGCUCCACGGACGCGACUCGAAGGUGUAUGUCACCGAUUACGACGUGGGCGGAAGCAAUCUGCUCUACUCCACCGCCGAGAUCUUCACGUGGAAGAAGUAUGGCAGCCAGCGUGUGUUGCUUGUCUACACAGGACCCGAUGAGAUCAACGAACUUGCAUUUACGUCGUGCGGCGAUGCAACUGUGGUCGAAGGCUCGGAUAUCAACAUGGACAACACCAACGGAGUGAUCGUCAUGCAGUUUGCCACCAGCACGGAGAAGAGGAUCGUGUCCCUGUGCGACGGACUCAGCCUUCACAUUGUCGACCGCAACAGCGCUUACGACUACUGGGUCGUGGAAAAAGCAGCCACUCCUUCCAUCUCCGCACCCAUCGUCAAGGCUGGCUAUCUCAUCCGGAGCUAUACCAUUGAGCAAAGUGCACUCCACUUGAUUGGCGACCUCAACGCAACUACGACCAUCGAAGUGAUUGGCGGCGCACCAGAUUCCAUGACGGAGCUGACCUUUAAUGGCAAGCAGCUUCCAUUCACUGUCUCCAAAUCUGGCAUCAUCACUGCAACGGCAGAGUACGCUGCGCCGGAGUACACUAUUCCCAAACUCUCCGAACUGGAAUGGAAGGUAAUAGAUUCGUUGCCAGAAAUUCAGGCGGAUUACGAUGACAGCCUGUGGACGAGCGCGGACCUCACGUACAGCAACAACACCGCAAGAAAUCUGACGACACCUACGUCCCUCUACGCCGGCGACUACGGAUUUCACACCGGCAGUCUACUCUACCGAGCCCACUUCACCGCCAACGGCAACGAGUCCACCAUCUUCCUCUUCACUCAGGGCGGCUCCGCAUUCGGCCACAGCGUCUGGCUCAACGACAUGUUCGUAGGCUCCUUCGUCGGCGCAGAUUUAUACAAAAACACCAACGCCACCUACUCCCUCCCUCCCACUCCCGCCGGCACCAAAUGCAUCCUCACCAUCCUCCUCGACAACCAAGGCCUCGACGAGAGCGGCUCCGCCGGAGAAUCCCCCACCGUCAACCAAAAGAAACCGCGAGGAAUUUUAGACUACGACCUUCCCGGCCACGACCCCUCCGAUCUCACCUGGAAACUCACAGGCAAUCUCGGCGGCGAAGACUACCAAGACCGCGCCCGAGGUCCCCUCAAUGAAGGAGGUCUCUUCGCCGAACGACAAGGUUAUCAUCUCCCGGGUACCCCCAUCUCCACAUGGGAGAAAUCCAGCACUUCCGAAGGACUUUCUGCACCCGGUGUAGCUUUUUACGCCACAACGUUCAAUCUCGAUUUACCUGUCGGAUAUGACAUUCCUCUUUCAUUUUCCUUCGCAAACACCACUACGGAUACUUCUACUACCCUUGCAACGGCGUAUCGCGCCCAAUUGUUUGUCAAUGGCUACCAAUUCGGAAAAUAUAUUCACAAUAUCGGUCCGCAAGAUGUGUUUCCUGUCCCCGAGGGGAUUUUCAAUUAUCAGGGAGAAAAUUAUGUGGCGCUGAGUCUGUGGGCAUUGGAGGCCGAAGGGGCGAAGCUGGAAGGGUUUGAAUUGGUCGAUGGACAUCCGGUGCAAAGUGGAUUUGGAGCGGUGGGGCAAAGUCCACAGCCGGGGUGGGUGAAGCGGGAGGGGGCGUAUUAGUGUAGGACCUAGGUAGUAUAUACUGAUUGUAUCAGGGGGAAAGAAGGGGGAGGAGGAUUUGUAACAUUCCUUUUUUUUAGGUAUUUACUAUUAUUCUUCCUCUUUGAGGGAGAAGAAGAAGAAGAAGAUUUAGC
Sphaerulina musiva SO2202 is the source of this 3176-nucleotide messenger RNA. RefSeq names its product glycoside hydrolase family 35 protein. Gene Ontology annotation, cellular component: vacuole. Gene Ontology annotation, biological process: carbohydrate metabolic process. The record is from RefSeq and is a predicted model, not a curated record. The coding region runs from base 10 to 3042 and encodes 1010 amino acids. The transcript is spliced from 4 exons. NCBI's taxonomy places the organism in Eukaryota, Fungi, Ascomycota, Dothideomycetes, Mycosphaerellales, Mycosphaerellaceae. Gene Ontology annotation, molecular function: beta-galactosidase activity.